UAUAAUCAAUAGAAAUUAGAAGAGGGGCGGUGUGCAGUCUCUAUAUCAUAUUGCAUAGGCGUACAAUGGGCAUACAAUAUUAUAAGAACAAAACAUGAAUACGAUUUGUAGUUUAGUUGUGAAUGAAGCCUAGGUGCAUAAGACACCUUCAAAAACUAUGCAUUAGAAUAUGGAAUAUUAUGAAUGAAUUAUUAUGAAGUUGGAAAUUAAUAAAGACGACAUCAGUUACGAACUUAUACUAGUAAGAAAAUUUUGUGCCUCGACGAGUUUAAUUUCUAGUAAAAUGUAUGAAAUUAUAAUGCGGUACAAAGAAAAAUGCGGUACCAAAUUAAAAUUAUACUUCAAUGAUCUUUAAAUAUACCUAAUAUUCAAAUUAUCGUAGUAAAGUUUUACAUGUUAACAAAGACUCCGAAAAUAUGUUAAAUUUGGAUUAGCGACAAAAUAUAGCAAUGAAGGAACUUUGUAGGCUAUGCAUGGGUUCAGAAUUAUUAAUGGAUAUAUUAACACUUGAUGGUGAAACUAAUAUUGGUGUGAAAGCUGCAUCUUGUAUUGGUAUUCAGAUUUCCCCAAACGACGGAUUAUCUUCAAAGAUUUGCAAAACUUGUAAAGAAAUGGUGACAAUCUUUUUCAACUUUAAACAGAAAUGCAUGGACGUCGAUUUAAAACUUCGAACAUUAGCAAGUUCCGCUUUAGUAAACAAAAACCUAGACAUUUGUAGUCAAAAACCUAGUCAGCAUAAUAAAAUAACUGAUUUAGAAACUGCAAAAAGUAACAUAAUAAAUAACGAAAAUUCAACAAUACAAGGAUUCGACAAAUCCAUACCGAAAAAAAAAUUUCAGUGUGAAAUAUGUGGCAGAAUAUUUAAGAUGAAAGCAGGAUUAGAAAAUCAUAUAAUAACGCAUUCAGGUUUAAAACCAUAUCCAUGUAAAUUGUGCCCUAAAAGAUACUGCAGAAUCGAAAGUCUCACUAUUCAUAUGCGUUCUCAUGCAGGAAUUAAACCAUACGUCUGUGAAAUCUGUGGCAAAACGUCAACGAAACCGCAAGAUCUUAUUCGGCAUAUGAAAAUACACAGUGAAGAGAGAAACUAUGCAUGUCCCAGAUGUGACCGACAUUUCAAGCGAGGUAGCGAUGUAACUAGUCACAUGCGGACACACACUGGCUCGAGACCUUAUGGCUGUGAAACUUGUAAAAAAACUUACACGUCGCACAGUGGUUUACGGAAACAUUAUAAAUCACAUUGUAAAAGAGGACUAUGACUAUAAUUGUUUAUAUUUUAUUCUUAAGUAAUGACAAAGGUCGUAAGAAAACUAUUGGUUCUAUUGCUAUAAGUGUAUUUUAUUUUUUAUUAUUUUCACAUAAAAACGAUUUAGAUAAAUCACUUCCUUUUUCGUUUUUAUUGGCUAUACGCGAACCGAAUUGCAAUGCUCGUUUGGGAAAUAAAGCCACAUCUGCCAGCCCAAGAUUUACGGCAAUAAGUCUUAACAUUAACUUAUCACCAACCCCAGGGCCUAAACUAUCGCUGGGGAAACAUCUGAAAAUACCAUAAAAUUUAUCAUUUAGUAUUAUACUGAUAUACCAUGUAAUAUAUAUUCGCAAAAUAACAUUAUUUACUUACUU
Manduca sexta (tobacco hornworm) is the source of this 1617-nucleotide messenger RNA. Its product is annotated as zinc finger protein 33B. Lineage: Eukaryota; Metazoa; Arthropoda; Insecta; Lepidoptera; Sphingidae. Gene Ontology annotation, cellular component: nucleus. Gene Ontology annotation, biological process: regulation of transcription by RNA polymerase II. Gene Ontology annotation, molecular function: DNA-binding transcription factor activity, RNA polymerase II-specific; RNA polymerase II cis-regulatory region sequence-specific DNA binding; zinc ion binding. The transcript has 2 exons. The coding region runs from base 450 to 1256 and encodes 268 amino acids. The record is from RefSeq and is a predicted model, not a curated record.